Chiloscyllium plagiosum (whitespotted bambooshark) is the source of this 4640-nucleotide messenger RNA. It is a transcript of the gene osbpl11, whose product is annotated as oxysterol binding protein-like 11. Gene Ontology annotation, cellular component: Golgi apparatus; cytosol; membrane. Lineage: Eukaryota; Metazoa; Chordata; Chondrichthyes; Orectolobiformes; Hemiscylliidae. Gene Ontology annotation, molecular function: sterol binding. The record is from RefSeq and is a predicted model, not a curated record.
CACUAAUCCAGAAAGAAUAUGGUCCAAGCAUUUUUACGUUUCGAAUCAAGGAAAAUGUUUGUUUCCAAGACAUCAAGUUUCAUCUUGAGUAAAGUAUCCAGGAUAUUGACACAAUACGAAGCAUUGGAGAACAUGAAUGAAUUUGAAGAUCAGCAACUUCAGUUUCUGUGGUGUAAGGAGAGCGUAGAAAAGGAGUUAAUGUAUUUCGGACAGAAGCAGAUGAGCCACACCUUUCUGCACAUGAGGCGUUAGCUGUUGGCUGUGCCCUGCACAAAUAUGGCGGCAUAACACCAACAGCAACCCGGAAGAGAUUGUUGUGAAGCGACGUCAUUUCAGAUGGUCAUUGUGAUGUUUUCUGUGAUGCGGGUUGGGGCGGCGAGCAGACGUUCCGCUCGUCAAGUGGUUUCCGGCCUUCGGACGGCUUCCGGGUUAGUCCGGAGGGUUACAAUGUGGGAAGGGGUUCUCUGCUCAUUGUUAUACUGCAGCGUGUAACAGGGGCCGCCGCCAUUCAGCGACUCUCCUUCCACUCCCCCGACCUGCUCCCUCACCCGCCCUGACUGGAAACCCACAGCUCCCGGCUGGGAGCUGCAGGCGCUCGACGAUGCAAGGAGACGUGACAGUUCCAGCUUCUACCUCCAUGAAAGUGCCUGAAGCUGAUGUGAAAGCAGAAGCGCCUGUCCACAAACUCUUGGGAAGAGGAAAGGGCUGGCAGUACAGUGAUCACAUGGAGAAUGUACAUGGAUAUUUGAUGAAAUAUACAAAUCUUGUCACAGGCUGGCAGUAUCGAUUCUUUGUUUUAAAUAAUGAAGCUGGACUACUAGAAUAUUUUGUCAACGAGCAAUCCAGAAAUCAAAAGCCAAGAGGCACUUUGCAGCUGGCAGGAGCGGUCAUCUCACCAAGUGAUGAAGACUCUCACACCUUUACAGUUAAUCCUGCUAUUGGAGAACAGUAUAAACUAAGAGCUACUGAUGCAAAGGAACGUCAACAUUGGGUUAGCAGACUUCAGAUAUGUACUCAACACCAUACAGAAGCUAUUGGGAAGAAUAAUCCCCCUUUGAAAUCUCGAAGUUUUUCCCUGGCUUCUCCGGGAAACAGUUCUCCAGGUGUACAGAGAAGAGCAAGUCAGAGUGCUGCUGCUUUCUUUGGUGUAACCCAUCACAAGGGACUGGGGCUGUCAAAGAGAUCCCAUGCCCUGCAACCAGAUCAUUUGGUGGAUGUUCGUGAGAUGAUGAACCAGGCUGAAGGACAACAUAAGGAUCUUGUGCGAACCAUUGAAGGAUUGCCUCCCUUUGGAGAACAAAUAUCAGCACUAGACCAAGACAUGCUUAUGCUCAAAGCCACUACAAUGGCAACAAUGAACUGUUUGAAUGAUUGCUUUCAUAUUCUCCAGCUCCAGCAGGCGGCCUACCAGAGGAAUUCCUUUGCUGCAGGGGCAACAAUUGAGUGGUUGGAACCUAAAUUGCCACUAUUGGACCAUCUUAAGAAUGGAAAGGCACGACAGUCAUCGAUUGAGAAAGAUCAGACAAAAGCAGCUAGUGGAAUACAGCCUGUUUCUGAACCCUGCCAAUCAACACGGAAAUGCCCUUGUAUACUUUUUCAUCAUUUUGAGGAGAAGUGGAGUGACCAGUUGAAACUUGCUGAGCCAGGGUUACAAGAGAAUGCAUUAGGCAAUAAGAAAGCUGUAACUUGUCCUCUGGUACUUCAUUGCAAUUUUUCUAAGGAACCUGAGAGAAUAAAUCCAGAUGAAGAAAUAGAAGAUACCUUUGAGAACAAUGAGGAGGAUGAUCUUGGAGUUGUAGAAGAACAACGUAGUGUUAUAUUGCACUUGCUAUCUCAGCUAAAGCUUGGCAUGGAUUUGACACGAGUAGUGCUUCCAACCUUCAUAUUGGAAAAACGUUCAUUACUGGAGAUGUAUGCUGAUUUUAUGUCCCAUCCAGACCUCUUCAUUGCUAUCACAGAUGGUGCUACCCCUGAAGAAAGGAUGAUCUGCUUUGUUGAGUAUUACCUCACCUCAUUCCAUGAAGGCCGCAAAGGAGCCAUUGCUAAGAAACCGUACAAUCCAAUUAUUGGUGAAACAUUUCACUGUUCAUGGAAUGUACCAAAAACCACAUUAAACAAUAAAUCAUCCAAUACCUCAUCACAGAGUUGUCAGCAAAAGACAAAAUGUACUGAUGGGACAGAAGGAAGAAGCCAAUCAGACUAUCAUUUGAGAUUUGUGGCAGAGCAGGUGUCCCACCAUCCACCUGUUUCAGGAUUUUAUGUAGAGUGUGAAGAGAAAAACAUGUGUGCAAAUACACACGUAUGGACGAAAAGCAAGUUUAUGGGCAUGUCUAUUGGAGUUGUAAUGAUUGGAGAAGGUCUUCUAUGCCUCUUGGAACAUGGCGAGGAGUACACAUUUACUCUUCCUUGUGCAUAUGCUCGUUCCAUUUUGACUGUUCCUUGGGUAGAACUUGGAGGAAAAGUUAAUGUCAACUGUGCAAAGACUGGUUACUCUGCAGCUAUUACUUUCCACACAAAACCAUUUUAUGGUGGAAAACUUCACAGGGUGACAGCUGAAGUAAAACACAAUGCGACAAACACUGUUGUGUGCAGAGUACAGGGUGAAUGGAAUGGUCUGCUCGAAUUUACUUACAACAAUGGAAACAGUAGAACUGUAGAUGUAACUAAACUUCCUGUCACUAAAAAGCGAGUGCGACCAAUUGAAAAACAAGGCCCUUUUGAAUCUAGACGCUUGUGGCAACAUGUUACUGAAGCUUUGGAGGUAAACAACAUAGAUAAGGCAACUGAAUAUAAGAGCUUAUUGGAGGAACGUCAGAGAUCAGAAGCACGACACCGCACAGAGACACAGACACCAUGGGAAACAAAAUAUUUCCACCAGGAGGGUGAUGGUUGGAUCUACUACAAGCCUCUAUGGAGGUCUACAAGAGACAACAUGGAGAUAAGUGCACCGACACCUUAGACUCUCUGCAACUGGACUAGAGCAACAUGGCAUUAAAUAAUCAUUCAAAAACAUAGCUGUGACCAAUGUUGUUUAGCCAUAAUGGGGUUUCAUAUUAAAAUGUAAAAUGCAGUUAAUCUUUCAGCUGCUUUUACCCAACAUUGUGUGUCUGUAUGAUAGAUUGCGUGCUCCAAGUACAAAUUGGCAUGGUAACGUGAAGGGCACUUUAAUGCUACAGGAAAAAACAAGUGAAAGCAAUUUUUAUCCUCAACUACGUUUUGUAUCUUAUCUAUAGUCUUUUGACUUAAAUUACUUUUUGGCAAGGAUCUUGUAUUAUUUUGACACCAGUACUUGAAUGAGGUAUUGCUUCAAUGAUCGUUGCUGCCUCAAAACAAAGAUUUAUUUCUAACUGGCACAGUGUAGUGCUUUUUUUCGGCUUGUUCAUGCAGUUGACAAGAAUAGCUGAGAGUCAGGACUGUUGAUUCAGUCUGAAAUUGUUGUAACUAAAAAAAAUGCCAGGGUGACCUUUUUGACUUAAUCUAUUAUUUAAGCUGUUUUUUAAAAAAAAAGACUAUUCAGGAGAAAUUUGUCAUAUGAAGUUCCUUUUAAGUACAUUUCUUUAAACAUUGCAGGCAAUUUUUAAAAAUUCCCAAAACAGGGUAAGCAAAUUGAAAACAGUACACUUGUUCCAUUGAGUAAUGUCAUUCAAAAUACCUUGUAUCCAAAGUGUUGUGCCUUAUAUUGUAUUUUUUUAGUAUUGUGUUCUGAUUAGAGUGUGUGAUCUUUGCAGCUGAAUUAUGGCUGAGUUAACGUUUCAUCAUGAAGUGAAAAUGUAAAGAAUUUUAUGAAUUGAUUUUGUUUCAAUUUAUUUGCAGAAGCAACUUAGUAAGCAAAUCUCCAUAAUAUGAGUGUUAAAAAAGAGAAUGUGAUUUUAACUGAAUUACUUUCAAGGGAACAAUAUAGAGAAUAUCUCUCCUAAUAAUGGUGAAACAGUGAUGAUUUGUUUUAAGACUGCUGUUGACACAUUGGUAAAGUGUAGUUGAGCACACUGGGGUUUAAAAAAGACUCCAAUGUCGUCAUCACUGGUGAGAUAUUCUGUUUAUUGUGUGUGUAUGGCUCUUGAGAAUUGCAAUAAAUCUGAAAUGGCAGUUUACUACUGACCAUUUAAUUGUUGUCUCAUACAAAGAUAAAUAUUGAUCUUGUGAGAAUGACAGUACCAUUCAUGCUACAAAGAAUAAAUUUUGUCAUCUAUGCAUUGACACUUGACAGUUGGUGUUUUCUAAUGUGUGAGAAAACGUUAACUUAUAAAAUAAGCUUACAUGUUGUGCAAUAUUCCAUGUUAAGCACACAUUUAUGUGAGAUUCUGUAUAAUUUUUUUUAUAACUUUAAUUGUAAUUUAACAGGUUAGAUCUGAAUUCAAAAGAAUCUUUGAAUGUUUUGUUGCUGGGAUGUUUAGGCAAGGAAUGAGCAGUACUUUUUUUGAGUUCUUGAUCAUGAGACAGUAAAAGCAGAAAACAUCAUCACUUGUGUUUAAAAUCAGAAAUGAAUUUGAAAGCAUAUUGAUUGUUACACAACACUUUGAGGCUAGAGUCCUGUAUAUUUUGUAAUCAUAUAUAAUGCACUGAAGGAAACUCAAAAUGACACUCCUGUAGUAGUAGCAAGUGUGAAAAGAUUGAAUUAAACAUACUGCAAAAACGCUCAA